Molecule: messenger RNA, 972 nt
Organism: Angiostrongylus costaricensis
Lineage: Eukaryota; Metazoa; Nematoda; Chromadorea; Rhabditida; Metastrongylidae
Source: the annotation of a GenBank genome assembly
UUAAAUGUCAGGGGCGCGUGUAGCGGAGUAGUUGCAGAUCCCCACGCCCAAGGUCUACCAAUCCUUCCAUCCCUCCGAGCUUUAUCCUUUAUUCUUUUCCUGCGUUUUAACUGUCAACGUUUUCUCCCCCUUUUUAUACUUCUUCAUCUAAAUUUUUGUUCCUUUCAGCUGGCUACUGUGCUAAGAGGAGAAUAUGCACGCAAUCAUCUAUCAUCAUUUAUUGCUUGUUUUGGAGGUGGUGUAUUUCUAGCAACAUGUUUGUUAGACCUCCUACCAGAUGCUAUUGAGUCAUUUGAAAAGACAAACUUUGACACCAGUUUUCCGGUCGCGGAAUCAGCCGUGAUAGGAGGUUUACUGAUUGUUCUGUUCAUGGAACAAAUUGUUCUCACAAUGCGAGAACGUGGAUGUCUCGUAUCUGGUCACACUCAUCUUCAUAGUGAAAGGGACGAUCAGGAAAUACAAGGUUCUCCAACAUCCAUGGUUUCGGGAGAGGAACGUAACUCAGCAGUCGGCGCUCUACUUCUUGUACUAGUAUUAUCGUUGCAUGCACUCUUUGAGGGACUCUCGAUAGCCGUUGUAAACGAUGCUUCAAAAUUAGUGGAGGUUUUCGUCGCUCUCACUCUCCACAAAUGCGUCAUAGGAUUCAGUCUCGGUGUACGACUUGUACAAAGUGGUUUGCGCACUUCAUGGGUGGCGCUUUCCUCUUGCAUUUUUAGUGUUCAGAUUCUUAUUGGUGGGUUUGGAGGUCUGGAACUCAUGGCUUUACUUUCUGGUGGUGAUCGUGCAACUGCGGCUUUGGUUUCUUCUAUUCUUCAAGGUAUUGCAUGUGGAACGUUUCUUUACAUAACAACGUUUGAAGUUGUGCCUCACGAACUGGACCGUAUGGGUAAUAGAAUCGUCAAGUGGCUCUUCCUGUUUCUCGGUGUUCUAGUGAUAGCGGGUUUUAUGGCUGUUUUUCCAGAAACUGAUUAA